AUGGCUAACAGUGCAAGAGGAAGGGGCAACCCAGAAAAUGCUGAGGAUGAAGAUGAUUUUAACGAUUUUGGAGGCUUUGAGGCUGCAGAACCUGCAGGUGAUAUAGCUGCUUCUCAUGCUCAGGCUGCAGCAUCUCCAUGGGCCUUGUUUAAUGCAGGGAAUGUUCCUGGUCGACCUGAUCUCUUGUGUGCUCAGAAUCGGUUUCCCACCUACUUAGACCCUUCUGAUAUAUCUGGAGCUUCAACAGAAGCCAUGAAUGUUAACCUCAGCUAUCCAGCAGGCAACAGACCAGUUCAACCCCAGGCAGAUUUGUUUGAUGUCCAGUUUCCAGAGAACCAAGGUCUGCUAGAUCAGGCACGAAUAGCUGAAAAUGUACUGGAUGGGACGCUAGAUGGCGCCACUGGGGCUGGUUUUAUUCCCGCCCACAGCGUGGCCAAUGGCCGACUUCCAGAUAUCGGGCUGGGUAUAAAUGAAAAUCGGCUGUUCAAUCAGGCUGAAGAGUUGAAUCUGCCAGAAGCUUUGAUCGCUGAAAACCCCCCACUGCUUGAGCUGCCUCUGGAAGGAGUGCCCUUGGUCAACUGGGCCAAUGCUGAACCACAGGAGGCGGCUAGCAGAGAAGAGCACAACAUUUUGGAACCACAAAGGAAUGUGGAGAAUAUGGCAGAGGAAAAUGCUGUAGAAGAACAGCCUGCAGAAUCAGCUUUGUCAGAAGCCAGCAGAGUAACAGAAGCUGCUUUGCAAGAGAGACUGAACUUGGUGACAGAAAGAAAUCAUGCCUUAGAGGAGGAACUAGAGAGAGUUAAAGGUGAUCUUGCUGCACAGAGGUCAAGGCUGCAGGAUAUUCAUACCCGGCACACAGAAGAGAUGGAGGAAGUCAGAAAGGCAGGUCACGAUGCCCUUACAGUAGUGGUUGAACAGUACAAGGAACAGUCGAGAGCUGUAGUUCUGGAGGAGAAAGAGGUUGCCCAGCGACAUCUCCUAGAAACCCUAGACGCACAGAUGACAGCCUUCAAAGACAUGUUGCGACUGCAGCAAGAGCUACACGAGCAGCAAAAAGAAGAUGACCGACGGGAGCUUGGGCUAAGGAUUGAUAGGGCUGUGGAGGAAUCUCGCCAACAGCAACAGGAGCAGUUUGAUGUGUUCCUUGCUAGAGAACGUGCAGCACAGGUGGAAGCUCAGGAAAAGUCACUUGAGGCAGAAAGAACUGCAACCCAGGAAAGAUUUCAGAAAGCUGUCGCAGAACAGCAAGAGAAAACAGAAGCUAGGUUAAGAGAACUUGAGGGAGCUUACUCUCAAAAACUUGAGGAAGAGAGACAGAGUCAUGAAUUGGCCCUGAAAGCAGUCCGGGAAGAGGAAAAGAGGUUGGCCCAGGAGCAGAUAACUCUCAUGGUAAGUGAAGAGAGAGAGCGGGGAAGAGCAGCCAUUAGGUCAGCAUUAGAUUCCUCCAUGGUGGACGUACGGUCAUAUAUUGAGGAACAGAGACAGGCUGACUCCAGGGUCAGAAGACGACAUCUUGCCAGCUUGGAUGUCUUUCUCGAAUCUUCCAGACAGCAGAUCCGUCUUUUACUAGAGUCUGAAAAACCAGAAUCUACAUCUUCAACCGCACCACCACCGCCUCGUCCACCCAGUAAUGGCAGUGGAGAAACAUAA
Molecule: messenger RNA, 1650 nt
Organism: Candidula unifasciata
Lineage: Eukaryota; Metazoa; Mollusca; Gastropoda; Stylommatophora; Geomitridae
Source: the annotation of a GenBank genome assembly